Molecule: messenger RNA, 1260 nt
Organism: Alternaria incomplexa
Lineage: Eukaryota; Fungi; Ascomycota; Dothideomycetes; Pleosporales; Pleosporaceae
Exons: 2
Coding region: 1-1260 (419 amino acids)
Molecular function (GO): protein binding
Source: RefSeq, a predicted model, not a curated record
AUGUUCACAAAAUCAUUCCUCUUCGCUCUCCUUCCAUCGAUGGUGGUAGCAGAACCACACCAACGACCCCGUCCAGGCGCGCACCAGGAACAACAACAAGGUGGCAUGAGUUGCAUGCAGCAGCAGAGUGCUGGAAAACCUGCUGUCGGCAAAGCCAUCUACAUGCUGACUAACGAUGCCGAGAACGCUGUCGUUGCGCUGCCCAUUGGAGCCGAUGGUAUGCUUUCGCAAGGCAAAGUUAUGAAGACGGGUGGUGCGGGUUCUGUUGCUGUCGAUGCAGAUGGCGAACCCGCGACGCCUGAUGCAUUGGUUGGCCAGUCGGCAUUGACUGUCGUUGGGAACAAUCUGUUUGCCGUGAACGCUGGCUCCAAUACGCUUACCAUGAUGACUAUAUCAUCCAACGAUCCCACUUCACUCGCCUGCGCCGGCAAGCCUAUAGCCAUACCUGGAGAAUUCCCCAACACCGUCGCAGCAUCUGCAAAGAACAAGCUCGCAUGCGUGGGAACCACGGGUGCACUAGCUGGAAUCUCAUGCGCACCUUUCUCCGAGCAAGGGCUUGGGCAGAUGGACGACCUCCGGCCCUUCGACCUCGGACAGACCACUCCCCCCGUUGGACCCCUAAACACCGUGUCCCAGGCGUUCUUCUCAUCCGAUGAGUCCGCUCUCUUCACCACCGUCAAAGGCGAUCCAGCCGUGAACAACACGGGGUUCCUCUCCACCUACGCAGUGCAAGCUUCCAACGGCGCCGCCGCUCUCUCGAAGAAAGACGUUCGCAGCUCACCCGAAGGAACCGCCGUGCUGUUCGGCUCAGCUGUCAUGCCCAAUGAUCCAUCCUCCCUCUUCGUCACCGACGCUUCCUUUGGCGCGACCGUCCUAUCGGUAGAUUCUCAAGGCCAAGCGACAGUCAAAGGCUCCCAGAAGAUCGACGGUCAAGCAGCAACCUGCUGGGCCACGAUUUCCGAGGCAACAAACAGCGCGUUCGUUACAGACGUCGGUGUCAAUCGUGUCGUGGAGAUGAGCCUGGAUGACGCGAGCAUCAUCAUGCAGCUCGAUCUGUCUGCUAAUGGCGAUCCUGGUCUCAUUGAUCUCCGCGCUGCAGGCGAUUUUGUCUAUGCUUUGAGUCCUGGCAAUGGAACCACCAACGCGGCGAUUACAGUGCUCGAUGUUUCCGGUGGUCAAGGGUCGAUGAAGCAGGUCCAGCAUUUCGACUUGGGUGGCAUGGCAGGAAGAACCGCGCAAGGCAUGGCUGUUAUGAUGUGA